This is a messenger RNA of Chara braunii, 1325 nucleotides long. NCBI's taxonomy places the organism in Eukaryota, Viridiplantae, Streptophyta, Charophyceae, Charales, Characeae. The record is from the annotation of a GenBank genome assembly.
CUAGGGAUUGAAACCUAGCAUCCGCAAUUGUCCUGCAAACUUGGUGAAACCCUUUCACUCCCACCGUCUUAAAUUUGAGGUCCUCCGAGAACUUUCUAUUCCAAUGCAGGACCGUUAUCUUUUCUUGCUCUUUCGUAGGCAUGAACUAUGUCGGGAGCAGUAUCUAGAAGUUCCAUUCUUGUGAACCAUCUGUCGUCCUCGGGUUCUUGGAGCGGAGGAGGGGAGGCGGAGGCAGAGGCGGAGGAGCGGAGGUGGAGGUCGGCGGAGGUCGGCGGAGGUCGGCAGAGGUCAGCGGAGGUCAGCGGAGCGGGGGCGGGCGGAGGGGGUCGGCGGAGGAGCAGAGUCGGAGGAGCGGAGGAGUGGAUGUGGGUGGGCGGAGGGGAGGUGGGUGGGCCAUUGGGCGGAGGAGCGGAGGAGCGGAGGAGCGGAGGAGCGGAGGUGGGUGGGUGGAGCCGAGGUGGGUGGGCAGAGGAGCGGAGGAGCGGAUGUGGGUUUGGCGAAGGAGCGGAGGAGCGGAGGAGCGGAGGAGCGGAGGUGGAUGGGCAGAGCGGAGGUGGGUGGGCAGAGGAGCGGAGGAGCGGAGGUGGGUGGGCAGAGGAGCGGAGGAGCGGAUGUGGGUGGGCGGAGCGGAUGUGGGUGGGCGGAGCGGAGGUGGGUGGGCGGAGAAGCGGAGGAGCGGAGGUGGAGGCGGAGGCAGAGAUGGAGGCGGAGGCGGAGGCGGAGGCGGAGGCGGAGGAGCGAAGGCGGAGGUCGGCGGAGGUCAGCGGAGCGGGGGCGGGCGGAGGUCAGCGGAGCGGGGGCGGGCGGAGAGUCGGCGGAGGAGCGGAGGAGCGGAGGAGCGGAGGCGGGCGGAGGCAAUGGGCGGAGGCGAUGGGCGAAGACGGGCGGAGGCAAUGGGCAGAGGCGGGCGGAGGCGAUGGGCGGAGAUGGGCAGAGGAGUGGAGGCGGAGGAGCGGAGGCGGACGAGCGGAGGCGGACGAGCGGAGGCGGACGAGCGGAGGCGGACGAGCGGAGGCGGACGAGCGGAGGAGCGGAGGAGCUGAGGAGCGGAGGUGGAGGAGCGGGAGCAGAGGAGCGGAGGCGGGCGGAGGUGGGCAAGGCGGGCGAGGCGGCCGGAGGCAAUGGGUGGCGGCGGAGGAGCCGAGGCGGAGGCGGAGGAGUGGAGGAGCGGGCAGAGCGGAGGUGGGCGGUGGUGGGCGGUGGUGGGCGAGGCGGGCGGAGCCGGAGGAGCGGAGGUAGAGGCGCGGAGGCGGAGGCGAAGGAGCGCGGCCGAAGUCCGGGCGGGCGAAAGUCAGAGGAGCGGGAGCGGGCGGAGGCGGGCGGAG